Suillus clintonianus is the source of this 1914-nucleotide messenger RNA. Its product is annotated as mitochondrial distribution and morphology protein family 31/32. NCBI's taxonomy places the organism in Eukaryota, Fungi, Basidiomycota, Agaricomycetes, Boletales, Suillaceae. Gene Ontology annotation, biological process: mitochondrion inheritance. The record is from RefSeq and is a predicted model, not a curated record. Gene Ontology annotation, cellular component: mitochondrial inner membrane. Bases 1 to 1914 code for a protein of 637 amino acids. The transcript has 9 exons.
AUGAGGUCCCUUCAUUCGCGUCAUAACCAUUCAACCAGCGACAAGAGAGGUAGCAUAUACGAGAGCGAUCUCUCCCGCCAGGAGGGCAAAGCCCAGUCUCCCAGCUCCGCCAGUUCAGUUAAAAGCGACUUAGGACAAGAUACGGAUGUUCAUCCUCCACCUCCACCAUUAAAUCUCGACAACUAUCCCCGUCUAUACCGCAGAUUAGCUCUAUCCCUUUCUCACCUUCACCGCCCUACACGAGACGACUUCCUGAAAGUAGCCAAUGGGUUUUGGCAACGUCUACGGAUCCGUUUCAAGUGGUUUACUAUACGUUCUUUUCGGAGAUUUAAUGCAGAUGAUAUUUCGGCUUUUAUAACAUGGUUCUUAAUGAGCCAAACUCUAUGGAUAUUGGUCGGAACAACAACAUUCUUUUCCGUGAUUUUUGCAACUGCCAAUAGUCUACAACUGCAAGAAUAUGUCGCACGCGCCAUAAGCAACUAUCUCACCAGCGAGACUGGCGUCACAGUAAUCUUUGAAUCUGCUAUCGUUCCUAAAUGGAAGGACUCUCGCAUAUCCUUCAAAAAUGUAUAUGUAUCCCGCAGAUCAUCGUCCACCGCCCGUCCACCAGUGCCAAAAAAACAUAUUGGACAUAAAGCGGCUGUUGGGUAUGAUGUCAGCAGCCACCCCGCGUACAACAACUUUCUGGACGACGACGACGAAGUAGUUGAGAGUCAUACCGAGGAUGAUGUCAACUAUUCCAUGUUUGACCUCAACAUUGACUCCAUAGACGUCACUUUAUCACUCCAGCACUGGCUGAAUGGCAAGGGCCUUGUGGAGGAUGCUGUGAUCAAGGGCGUUCGCGGGGUAUUAGACCGUCGCUCUGUUUUCUGGGACCCAGAAAAUCCACUUGACCCGGCUGCAUUCCGUCAUGUUGCUCGUCAAGGUGACUUUGAGCUGAAUUCUCUGCAGCUCGAAGACGUCCUCGUCACCAUGUAUCAACCGGGUGAUUUUAGGCCUUAUACGGCCUCGAUUUUUCGUGCGGACAUAAGGACUUUCCGGAAGCAAUGGCUCUUCUACGACUUUUUGCGUGCCGAAAACGUUGUAGGGCAAUUUGAUAACUGCUUGUUCAGUCUGCACAAACCGCAAAGCAUCGGCCGAACUACUGACCAAGACCUCAAGGAUGGCAAAUGGUCGCGGAUGUCUAGGAUCCGGAUUGAUGGCGUCAAUAUCGAUCAUAUGCAAAACUCUACGACAUUGGAAGGUGGUCCCUUGUCGUGGAUAACAUCUGGCAAAGUGGAUGCUGUGCUGGAUAUCAAAUUCCCUAGGGAUGCGGAAGACGAAUUUGCGUUAAAUGCUAUUCUUGGUGAGCUCGCAGAUGCUAUCACCACGGCAGCUACUGCUUCUCUACCCAUUGAGAGAAUACCGGGGCAGCGAGAGCUCGCGAAACCGCCUCUUACUGCACCCACGACCGAUGACGAUAAAGAAGCCGAUGAUAAUCCGAAGGUCGUCAUCGACAUAGAUUUGCGAUUUAGGGAUCUCAAGGCUGCUGUUCCGCUAUUCACAUCGGAUCUCUCAUAUGUCAACAGCGCAUUAAUAAGACCCAUAGUGGCAUUUAUGAACGCACAUCAUACCUUGGUGCCUAUUCACUGCAGAGUAGUUAAAGAUUUGAGUGAUUAUGACGGUGCUUGGACUAUGUGGGAGACUGGCCUUAUGGAUGAAAUUUCACAGAAGAUAUACGAUGCGCUUGCUUAUCACGUCUCUCAAGUCAACUUGAACAGGCGAGUGAAAGCAGUCAGCAUGUGGUCAUUGCAGAUGACGGCCAGCGCUGUAUUGUCUGCGCUGAGAAACCUAGUGGAUCCAGUGUCCAUGCAGGUUCGGGAUCUGUACUACGUGAAUGGUGUUCCAUAUGACGCCUUAGUUCCGGGACCGUAG